Molecule: messenger RNA, 2135 nt
Organism: Pseudo-nitzschia multistriata
Lineage: Eukaryota; Bacillariophyta; Bacillariophyceae; Bacillariales; Bacillariaceae
Source: the annotation of a GenBank genome assembly
GAAACCAGAAGUCAGUCAUAACUACGGUACAAGCUGGCAGUGCACCUUUUUCCCAUCUUGCUGUUUUUCAAUUUUGGUAGAGACGAAAACUCCUAAAUAGCAGCAACUAUGGCAUCGGGACUAGCAGCAUCGAUUCGAGGCUCAACGGAGAGCGAUACCUUUGAUUUAGCGGGGCAGACCCCGGCAACCGUGACCACCAACAUCACCCAAGCCUUCAAGGACCCCUUUCCCAUUGACGAAAUGAUUCGGAUCACAUUUGUUACGGGCGCGGGAAAGCUCGGGCGACAAAAAUACGACGAGGGAUGUGCCAAGGCCGUGACGUCCUCUCUGCGAGCCUUGGGGUUUGACGAGGACAGGGCGGCAUCGUGUGUACGCGAGUGUGCCGGGUUGUUCAAGCUCCAGCACGAUACUGGAAAGAACUUGAAAACAGUCGUUGUCUUUCCUAGGAUCAACGAUGCCAGCGAUCCGGGGGGUGGUGAUGACAACGAAGGCGGUGGUGCAAGUGGGAGUGACGAUUCUCUUUUGUUGCAACGCGGAAGUCCGGAGGAGAUGAUUGCCCUGUCCCCGAUCAGCAUGUUUCCAAACCUCUUGAAGAAUCGUUGUCCUUCGUGGAGCCAGAAAAAAGGCUGCAAUGCUGCGAUUUCUGACAUCCAGAGGCUUGUUUCUAGUUUGGAAGAGCGCCUCAUGGAAGGAGUGAUACUCGAUGACAACGAACAAGCUUUCUACGAUACUAUGUCUGUUGAUGAUCUCAAAGAAAAACACAACAUUGUCAAAGAGGCGAUGCAAAAACAAGUCGAAACCGACGGAAAUAUCACCCCAGAAGAGCACAAGCAGCUGUUGACGCAGGUUUCUGAUCGUUUAGAUACGAUCAAUGCCGACUUGGAGGCUGCGAAAAUAGAGAACAAGCCAAAGAAGGCUGAGAAACUUAGCAACAUGAAAACAAAAGUGCAACAGCGACAGGCCAUGUUGAGGAAGAUAACUCCGAAGAAUCCCGCACCAUUACGGUACCAGAGCGAAAUAGAGAAUUUGAAUGUCGAACUGAUUCCCUUGCUAAAGCUAGAAGACAGCACCAAGGGGAGACUGUUGUCGGUGAAGGAAACCAAGACGCUUGCACGAAAAGACGAAAUCCUCGAGGAGAUAACCCAACUCGAAAACGACAGUCGAGGAUGGUUUGAGGACGAUGCAUCCUUUGCGCUACGGGUAAAGAAAAGCAAGGCGGCAGCGAAGCAGGCCAGCAAGGCCUCCGCCAAAAAGUCCAGCACGAGCGCAAAAAAGAGUAGUAGUACUAACACUAGUGCCUGGAUGUCCUCGUCAUCCUUGGGAAGAAGACCCGUAGCCAAGGCUCGCGGGAAAGUCAGAGGAGCAAAGAAGAAAACCUCCGGUGGAUCCGGAGGAGUUUUUGCCGCAAUGAUGGACGACAGUGACAGCGAUUGACGAAGCUCGUAUCAGAAGCCAAUGCUAUGCCGCGUAGGGAACGCUCAAUAACUUCUUACUAUAAAGAGUCGAAUCAUUAUUUUGCUAUUAAAACUGAGUUACCUUACUCUAAAAAAUUAUUUCGAUUCGAAUCUCGGUGGACCUAACUCCCUCAAAGCAGCAUCGUUUGAAAUGCGUUGGUAGGAUUCAAUCUGCUUCCACAAUUCAAAUUCGUCAUUUCUCGCCGUGAAAGCGAAUUCCCGGGACCAAUCUCUCAUGAAGAGCCGAAAGGCUUCAAAGGUACCAACCUGUCGCCAUGCUAUGUCGUGCCUUCGUAACUGAUGCCCCGUUUCGGUAGAUCCUUUGUUUAAUAUAUCAACAGAACCUUCGCUAAGCUGGACACGCUGAAGAGAUGGGGGCGACUCGUCCGACGGGAAAUACCGCGAGUGAAAUUUUCGAGCCUGGGCCCAGGUCCCAUCAAGUACGAUGAUAUCAUACGUAUCCAUGCUUCUCUCGUUGACUUGAGUUUUUUCCUUGCAUUUUUCGCAAUCUUUGGAAGGUUGUCUUUCCUCCCUGGUGCUUUUUUGGGGGUUGACAAUUUCAGCCAGGGUCUUGGCCGUUUCGUCGGGAAACAGCAAUAGGGUGGUUCGUUUCGAAUCAUGGAUAGAUUCCAACAUUUCCUGCAUACUAUGUUGAUGCUCGGGCCCAAUACCUCCCACGAC